Cyprinodon variegatus (sheepshead minnow) is the source of this 907-nucleotide messenger RNA. RefSeq lists its product as uncharacterized. The annotation marks the transcript as partial. The transcript has 5 exons. NCBI's taxonomy places the organism in Eukaryota, Metazoa, Chordata, Actinopteri, Cyprinodontiformes, Cyprinodontidae. The record is from RefSeq and is a predicted model, not a curated record.
GAUCCAACAGAACCUCAAACCAGAACCAGAACCCAGCUGUGUUUCCUUAAAGAGCGACAGGUCAAUGGGUCGCCUUAUCGAUUUUAAAUCAGACCAACCUUCAGCUGCAAAGAGAGUGGACCAGCAGAACUCAGAGGUUCCCAGUGAUCCAUCUACCCAGCAGCAUCAAACCCAGCUGGACUCCAUAUUUAUGCUGGUGGAGGAAAACAUUGUUAGUUUUGUGAAGAAGGAACUGAAGAAGAUCCAGAAGGUUCUGAGUGCAGAUGAACCAGAAGGCUUAGAGAGUCAGUGGAAGGAUGAGGAGCAUAUGAGGAGCAGCAGAAGGGCUUUGGUUAAGAUCACACUGAAUUUCCUAAGCAGGAUGAAACAGGAGGAGCUGGUUGAACGUCUGCAGAGCAAGCUUUUUGGCUCAGUUUGUCAACAUAAACUUAAAUCCAGUCUGAAGCAGAGGUUCCAGUCUGUGUUUGAGGGAAUCACUAAAGCAGGAAGUCCAACCCUUCUGAACCAGAUCUACACAGAGCUCUACAUCACAGAGGGAGGGACUGGGGGGGUCAAUGAUGAACAUGAGGUCAGACAGAUUGAAACAGCAUCCAGGAAACCAGGAAGAGCAGAAACAACAAUCAGACAAGAAGACAUCUUUAAAGUCCCACCUGGAAGAGAUCAACCAAUCCGUACACUGAUGACAAAGGGAGUGGCUGGCAUUGGGAAAACAGAGAUCCAACAGUCUCUGAGAUCAGGAAGUCUCUCUAAGGAUAAACUGUCUCCUGCUCAGUGGUCAGCCCUGGCCUUCAUCUUAGUGACAUCAGGAGAAGAUCUGGAUGUGUUUGACCUGAAGAAAUACUCUGCUUCAGAGGAGGCUCUUCUCAGGCUGCUGCCAGUGGUCAAAGCUUCAAACAAAGCUCUGUAA